AUGGACCACGAAGCGCUCAAGGAGCAGUGGUCGGACAUUGAGGACCGCGAUGGCAUCCGUCUAUCAUGGAACACCUUCCCCUCCUCGCGCAUGGAAGCCAGCCGACUGGUCGUGCCCAUUGGUGCCCUCUACACUCCGCUGAAGGAAAAGACCGAUGGCACUCCUCUGCUGCAAUACGAACCCGUCACAUGCAAGCCGCCAUGUCGAGCCGUUCUGAACCCUUUCUGCCAGGUAGACAUGCGCGCGCGGAUAUGGAUCUGCCCGUUCUGUCUGCAGCGGAACAACCUCCCUCCCCAUUACAAGGACAUUAGCGAGAGUCAGAUUCCUCCGGAGCUCCACCCUGGUAGCAYCACGAUCGAGUACCGACUGGCCCGCCCCGCACCGACACCACCAAUCUUCGUAUUUGUGGUUGACACAUGUCAGGAGGRGGAUUCGCUCAAGGCGUUGAGGGACAGUAUCAUCAACGCUCUUGCCUUUCUGCCUCCGCAUUCGCUGGUGGGUCUGAUCACAUAUGGCACCAUGGCACAGGUACACGAGCUGGGCUACACCGAGUGCGCCAAAUCUUAUGUGUUCCGCGGGAACAAGGACUACGGCGCGAAGCAGGUGCAGGRGAUGUUAGGAUUGACAAUGGGAGGCGGUGCGAGGCCGGGAGCGCAGCCACAACCUCAGCCAGGCCGGCCAGCAGCACCGCCAGUCGGGGGUGCACAAGCGAGAUUCUUGCUUCCGGUCCAACAGUGCGAGUUCCAGCUCACAAACGUGUUGGAGAGCUUGCAAAAGGACCCGUGGCCCGUAGCGAACGACAAGCGUGCCAUUCGCUGCACAGGUGUUGCGCUGUCCGUGGCUGCCGGUAUCCUCGAGGCGAGCUUCCAGAAUUCCGGCGCUCGUAUCAUGCUGUUCACGGGUGGUCCAGCCACCGAGGGACCUGGAAUGGUCGUGGGUMCAGAGCUCAAGGAGCAGAUCCGUUCUCAUCACGACAUCGACAGGGACAACAUCAAGUAUUACAAGAAGGCGCUUAAGUUCUACGACACACUCGCGAAGCGUAUUGCGCAUAACGGACAUGUGGUGGACAUCUUUGCCGGCUGUCUGGAUCAGGUUGGUCUCCUGGAAAUGAAGGGCCUGCCCAAUAGCACUGGAGGACACAUCAUUCUCACUGAUUCCUUCACAUCAUCCAUGUACAAGCAGUCGUUUUCCAAGAUUUUCGAUGCAGACGCACAGGGCAACCUCCUCAUGGGCUUCAAUGCCUCGCUCGAGGUCUUGACCACGAAAGAGCUGAAAGUCACCGGUCUCAUUGGUCACGCUGUUUCACUCAACAAAAAGUCUUCUUCGGUCGGCGAGACGGAGUGCGGCAUUGGAAACACAUGCAGUUGGAAGAUGUGCUCAAUUGAUCCAGCAGCAUCUUAUGGUGUCUACUUUGAGAUUGCUUCUCAGGGCGGCCCCGCUGCACCUAUGCAGCAAAGCCCUCAGAAGGGUCUGAUCCAAUUCCUCACAUACUACCAACACAGUGGUGGGCAAUAUCAUCUCCGUGUGACGACCGUCGGAAGAAACAUGAGUGGGCCCAGUGGUGAUCCGGCGAUCGCCCAGUCCUUCGACCAGGAAGCUGCCGCUGUGCUGAUGAGCCGGAUCGCUGUUUUCAAGGCUGAGGUUGACGACGGUCCAGACGUCUUGCGAUGGGUAGACCGCAUGCUCAUUCGUCUCUGCUCUCGGUUUGCCGAAUACCGCAAAGACGACCCCUCCAGCUUCCGUCUCGAGAAGAACUUCACCCUCUACCCACAGUUCAUGUUCCAUCUUCGCCGAUCACAAUUCCUACAAGUGUUCAACAAUUCUCCUGRUGAGACGGCCUUCUACAGACACGUGCUCAAUCAUGAGGACGUCUCUAACUCCCUAGUCAUGAUUCAGCCUACCCUCGACUCGUACACAUUCGACCAAGAAGGCUCUAUGCCUGUGUUGCUCGACUCAACAUCCAUCCAGCCGCAAACAAUCCUUCUCCUCGAUACCUUCUUCCACAUCCUCAUCUUCCACGGCGAGACGAUGGCGGAAUGGAGAAAAGCUGGGUACCAGGACAUGGAAGGCUAUGAGAACUUCAGCGAGCUUCUCGAUGCUCCUAAGCAGGACGCAAAGGACCUCAUCCAAGAUCGUUUCCCUCUACCCCGCUUCAUCGUCUGUGAUGCGGGCGGUUCUCAGGCGCGUUUCCUCCUGGCGAAGCUCAACCCGUCUACGACACAUACCUCUUCUAGUUACGGAGGUGUCACUCAGACUGCGCAGACAAUCUUCACAGAUGAUGUCAGCCUGCAAACUUUCAUGGACCAUUUGAUGAAGCUUGCUGUCAGCGGUACUGGAUAG
Messenger RNA from Ramularia collo-cygni, 2340 nucleotides. Its product is annotated as Protein transport protein SEC23. Gene Ontology annotation, cellular component: COPII vesicle coat; endoplasmic reticulum exit site. Gene Ontology annotation, biological process: COPII-coated vesicle budding; intracellular protein transport; COPII-coated vesicle cargo loading. The record is from RefSeq and is a predicted model, not a curated record. Gene Ontology annotation, molecular function: zinc ion binding; GTPase activator activity. The transcript is spliced from 2 exons. NCBI's taxonomy places the organism in Eukaryota, Fungi, Ascomycota, Dothideomycetes, Mycosphaerellales, Mycosphaerellaceae. Bases 1 to 2340 code for a protein of 779 amino acids.